UCACCACGGCUGCAGCGUCAGUUGCAGCACACUGCGGCUGCUCCAUGAAAGACAGUUUUAAAUAUUCCCUAAUGGUACUGAAAUUACGAGCAGCGCAUGAUGUUCAUCGUCAAUACAAGGGUCAAAUCACCUUACAAUGUUGGUCGGAAUAUCACGCAGGCACUAUGGACAACAACAUUAACUCUGAUGUACUUCAUUUGCAAGUGUGUGAAAAUAUCAAAGAAAGAAUUUUCAAGCUGGUCAGCUACUUGGAUUUGAGAGUGCUGGGAAAGAUGUGAGCGACGGUUGACUGUUCCAUGAAACCGCGUUCUUAUACUUCAAGAGAUAACGUUUAAAUGAUUUAAUUUUUAAGUUUAGCGGUGUAGGAUCCAUCAGGCGUCGCUUCCUCCCUGAAGACAGAUUCAGUGGAGAAGCAGUGAGGGGUCACGUGAUCUUUCUGACCAUCCAACUCGUAAAAACGUACUAUAAAGCCUUUGUGUGUUUGCAUGUUUGCCGGAUAAUAUUUUCCUUCCUCAAUUUUUAUCAAGUUUGUGAAGAAGAAGUUGCAAGAUUUUCUUUCGUGCAAUGUUUUUUCCAUUAGAAACAAUUUUACUCCAAAACCAUUCAACCGAGCAGGUAGUUGUUGUUUGAGAUAAUGUAUUUGAAACCACAAAAAGAGCACAUGUUUAUUCAUAUCAUCGGCAGUUCUGAAAGGAUUCAAAGAAUGUAUUAACUCAUGCACGACAAAGCGGGACUUCAGUCGAAGCCAUGAAUACAAAUCUGUGAGGAAUUACAUAUUGGUUUUUUACCUCUGAGCUUCUCAGGACCCCUCAGAGUUUUCCGAAUAGUGUGUGGCGUGUUUACACACGUUCUACUCUUAGUUUAGAACAUGAAACAGAUGAUCAAGCUUUGAUUUGGCCCGCUUCAAACGGCUACAGCGAACUUCGACGAAUGAGGAAAAUAACCUGGCAAGAUUUGCACUAAGUGAGGAGAAUCGAUGACUGAAGCCGAUGAGAGGGAAAAAAUUCGCCAAAUCUUGGAUUAUUACACGAAUGAUGAAGGCUCUAGUGAAGAAAAUAUCUUUUCAGGGGAGAAAGUCAAGAUCAGGAUUGCCAUCGGAUUCGCUGCCGCCUGUGCUGUGCUUUUAUUAGCGAUAUUUAUAGUAUUGUUGUACAAAGUCCUACGGUUCCGAUCCGAGACCGGAACAAAGACCGACGCCGCCAGAAAGCCGUCGUCAAAUGGCGCACCAGUGCAACGAGCGCCAAUCCCUGAGGACCGAGACUUCAAAAAAUUUCGCCAACAACGUCGGCAUCAACCUCUGAUGAGAUCCGACAGCUCUGCGUCAGAAAUCGACCUCGAUUCGUGGUUAAAGAAAAACAACAACAAAAUGUCUGCUACUGAAUCAGACAGCAGCGAACAGAGUCUUAAACUUGGAAAGUUGGAGUUUAGCAUCAGUUACGAUACCGAUAAGGAAUGUUUACGAGUGUUGGUGUUAGCAGCUUACGGUUUGCCGACCAUUCACAGUACGAGCUACGUGGAAUUGUACCUGCUACCCGACAGGGUAGAAAAGCACCAGACUAAAGUACAUUACUCUAACAGCAAUCCCUUUUUUAAUGAAGAAUUCGUGUUUGAUAUUGCGUUUUCGGAACUGGCUGAGCGCACUUUACAGUGCUGUGUGUUCAGUUACGAUGGAUUUUCGCGACAUCAAUCCCUUGGGGAAGUUUUUUAUUCGUUUGGCGAGGAUGAUCAAUUGAGUGAUUACGGAGGAAUGUCGCUCUGCAAAGAUAUUAAGAGAGAUGCGUUUCUUUUAAAGGAGGACAGUCCAUCCCGUACAGGGGAGGUGUUAGUGUCGCUUUGUUAUCUUCCCACCACCAACAGACUCACAUUUGUUGUCUUGAAAGCGAGACUUUCGAAAACUGCAUUUCCGAAUGAUUUACCACAUCCAUUCAUCAAAGUUUCCUUGAUGCUGAGCGGUCGACAAUUAAAGAAAACAAAGACAUCUGUGGCCAAAAACACCUUAGUUCCAGUCUACAACGAGGCAUUUGUAUUCGACGUCCCCAUCGACCGCUUAAGUGACGUCAGCUUGCUAGUGCGCGUGCUCGAUACAAACACUGAGGAUGGGAGACGACCGCAGACCCAAACCAUUGGGAAGGCGAUCGUGGGACCCGAUGCGCAGACAAGUAUUGGCUUGCAUCACUGGAAUUGUAUGAUGACAACUCCGAGGAAACCCAUCGCUCAGUGGCAUCCACUGGUUAAGAGUUAAGGUGGAUGACCUUUCACGGAUUGGUUAUGUAGCCAUCGAGGUCAACACUGAACUCAGGAUCAAUUUUGAACUAGUCCUAGUAUAUCUCAGUUUAUUAAAAACUGGGUCAUUGAAUAAUUCAAUUCAAGACUUUUUAUUGGCUUAGCCAUUAUGGUAUAUGA
Molecule: messenger RNA, 2403 nt
Organism: Stylophora pistillata
Lineage: Eukaryota; Metazoa; Cnidaria; Anthozoa; Scleractinia; Pocilloporidae
Product: synaptotagmin-6
Biological process (GO): calcium-ion regulated exocytosis
Cellular component (GO): plasma membrane; exocytic vesicle
Molecular function (GO): calcium-dependent phospholipid binding; clathrin binding; SNARE binding
Source: RefSeq, a predicted model, not a curated record